This is a messenger RNA of Macrosiphum euphorbiae (potato aphid), 513 nucleotides long. NCBI's taxonomy places the organism in Eukaryota, Metazoa, Arthropoda, Insecta, Hemiptera, Aphididae. The record is from the annotation of a GenBank genome assembly.
AUGUAUUCCAACGCCAAACACGUCGCCCCUACGGCGGUCCUGAUCCUAAUCCUGUGCGUCUUGGGUACGGACCAAACUCUGUUUUCCCGGAAGAAGUCAAGUACGCCCGUUUCGCCUGUGGAUAAUGUUGCCCAACAAUCAAAGCCAGUUCCACAAAAAGAAACAUCACAUUGGUGGCAAAUGAAGUUCAAGCCUGCAGAAUCUAGUGAAAAUUCUGUAUCAAAUCAAGUAGCUGCACCUGUACCUGUACCAAUACACCAAAAGUUGCAGUCGAUCUUUGAAACCCAUUUUAACUCUGACAUAAAAUGGGUGCCAUGCCUGUGCCCAGUACGUAAGGGUGAAAAUGUGCAACAGCAUCAUCAACAACAACAACAACAGCCACAACUACAACCACACCAACAACAACCACAAAAAUCUGGGCCUUCGUAUUACCCUUCGAGCACGACCGAAGCACUAUCCGACCUCUCCAACAAUGACGUACCGCGUUUCAUCUUCGCAAACUAUCCAAUUUAG